AUGAAUCUUUUCUGCUUUUCGCUGGAGGGCUCUAUGGACAGCUUAUAUGAGCCAGUCCCAGAACAACAAGCUCACCAAGAGAGAACUUCUGGUAGAACUGAUUCUCUUUUCUCACCCUCUGGGGAAAAUGGAAACUUACACAGCAGUCUCUUCAUGGAAGUUUCUCAUUUUGAGAAUGCAAAACCAAAAAGAAAGUCAAUCCAGAGAUCUAUGUCUGAAAACAAAGUAUUUGAGGGAAAAACUGUGAAUGACACAACUUGGCAGGAACCCAGCAAGCCUGAGAAUGAUUCCCACAUCAGAAGACUCUGUCAGCUAAAAGAUCUAAAUGAAGAUAAUUUUCUUUUGAGUAAUAAUAGACAUACUCUUCAAGGAAAAAAACUACAAGGCAUUUCUUAUCAGGCCAUAAAAUCAGGUGAUGACUCCAUGGAAUCCGUGGGCACCUUAAAGAGACUACAGAAACUGGUUUGGACCAAGAAAGCCAGGGUGCCGAGUCUGAAUGAGAUGAAACCUACAUCAAUAAAUCUCCAAGAUGAAGAUGAAACAUUGAUUUCCUGUAUGAAAUUAGCCAAAUCCCAAGAAAAGAGAGUUAAUAAUGUUAGUACAAGGAGGAAGGAAGAAAUGGAGAUUAGAUUGGAUUCUAUUUCUGCAUCACUGGUUAGAUCCAAUACUUCAACUGGAUGCAGCUUGGCCAAAAUAUUAUCCCACAGUGGAGGUGAAGUUCAGAUGUGGAACAGCUGGAAGCCUUUUCCAGAAAACCCGCUGUGGACAUAUGUUGAUUUCCAAAUUGACCGGGUUGGACCCUGGGACAACUGUUUCCACUGCACUCACCACCCACAUCUCAAGUCUUCUUGUACAGAUAUGGAUCUCCCACACUCAUGGCGCAGCAGCAGUUUUGGGAAUUUUGACCGUUUUCGGAAUAAUUCCGUAUCAAGAACAGAUGAUUCAACUGGGGUACAUGAAGGGGAAUGCAUAAAUGAAAGUGGAGAACAAAACAAAACUUCAAAUAAUGAAGGAAGUUUAGGUAAAAGAAUGAGAGCUAUUUCCUGGACAAUGAAGAAAAAAGUGGGUAAAAAGUAUAUCAAAGCCCUUUCUGAAGAAAAGGAUGGGGAAGAUGGAGAGGAUGCCUUACCUUAUCGGAACAGUGAUCCCAUGAUUGGAACCCAUACAGAGAAGAGCUCCCUCAAAGCCAGUGACUCCAUGGACAGUCUCUACAGUGGGCGGAGCUCAUCAAGUGGAAUAACAAGCUGUUCAGACGGUACAAGUAACCGGGACAGCUUUCGACUCGAUGAUGAUGGCCCCUACUCCGGACCAUUCUGUGGCCGUGCCCGUGUACAUACCAGUUUCACACCAAGCCCUUAUGACACUGACUCCCUCAAAAUCAAGAAAGGAGAUAUCAUAGACAUUAUCUGCAAAACGCCAAUGGGGAUGUGGACAGGAAUGUUGAACAAUAAGGUGGGAAACUUCAAAUUUAUUUAUGUGGAUGUCAUCUCAGAAGAAGAAGCAGCCCCCAAGAAAAUAAAGGCACACAGAAAGAGCGGAAAGGAAAAACCUAAGACUCUGCAGGAGUUCUUAGAGAGGAUUCACCUUCAGGAAUACACCUCAACACUUUUGCUCAACGGUUACGAGACCCUAGAAGAUUUAAAGGAUAUAAAAGAGAGUCAUCUCAUUGAAUUAAACAUUAAAAAUCCAGAAGAUAGGAUGAGGUUACUAUCAGCUGCUGAAAAUCUUCUUGAUGAAGAAACUAUUCAGGAGCAAGAAAAUGAAUCCAUGUCCCUAUCCUUAAGCCCAGACAUCUCCUUAAAUAAGUCACAGUUAGAUGACUGCCCAAGGGACUCUGGUUGUUAUAUCUCAUCAGAAAAUUCAGAUAAUGGUAAAGAAGAUCUGGAGUCUGAAAAUCUGUCCGACAUGGUACAGAAGAUUACUAUCACAGAGCCAAGCAACUGA
Messenger RNA from Mesoplodon densirostris (Blainville's beaked whale), 1944 nucleotides. RefSeq names its product SAM domain, SH3 domain and nuclear localization signals 1 (gene SAMSN1). NCBI's taxonomy places the organism in Eukaryota, Metazoa, Chordata, Mammalia, Artiodactyla, Ziphiidae. The coding region runs from base 1 to 1944 and encodes 647 amino acids. The record is from RefSeq and is a predicted model, not a curated record. The transcript is spliced from 15 exons. Gene Ontology annotation, molecular function: protein binding.